Molecule: messenger RNA, 946 nt
Organism: Lolium rigidum
Lineage: Eukaryota; Viridiplantae; Streptophyta; Magnoliopsida; Poales; Poaceae
Product: probable glutathione S-transferase GSTU6
Exons: 2
Coding region: 96-803 (235 amino acids)
Biological process (GO): glutathione metabolic process
Cellular component (GO): cytoplasm
Molecular function (GO): glutathione transferase activity
Source: RefSeq, a predicted model, not a curated record
GAUAACCUCAUUUCACAGCCACCCAACGGAAGAUAACCUGAAACGAUCUCAGCCUUCACGGUACUCAAACACAUCGUGAUCUUGCUCCUUGCACCAUGGCCGGCGGAGACGACCUGAAGCUGCUCGGCACAUGGGCAAGCCCGUUCGCCAUCAGGGUGAAGCUCGCGCUCGCCCUCAAAGGCCUGAGCUACGAGUACACCGAGGAGGAUCUCGCCAGCAAGAGCGAGCUUCUUCUUAGCUCCAACCCGGUGCACAAGAAGAUACCGGUGCUCAUCCACAACGGCGUGCCGGUCUGCGAGUCCAACGUCAUCGUGGAGUACGUCGACGAGGCGUUCGCCGGCCCGUCCAUCCUCUCCGCCGAUCCGUACAAACGAGCCAUAGCUCGCUUCUGGGCCGCGUACGUCGACGACAAGCUUUUGGCGUCGUGGGCCACGAUCUUGUUCAGGGGGAAGACGGAGGAGGAGAAAUCCGAGGGGAAGAAGGCGCUGCUGGCGGCAUUGGACACACUGGAGGGGGCCCUGGCGAAGUGCUCCGAUGGGAAGGGGUUCUUCGGCGGGGACAGCGUCGGGCUCGUCGACAUGGUGCUGGGGAGCCAGCUCUCGUGGCUGAAGGCGACGGAGGUGAUCACCGGAGAGGAAUUCUUUUGCGGCGACAAGACCCCACUCCUUGCCGCGUGGAUGGCGCGCUUUAGCGAGCUCGACGCUGCGAAGGCGGCCUUGCCGGACGUGGAUAAGGUGGUUGAGUUUGCCAAGAUGAGGCAGGCGCGGAUGGCUGCCACUGCAGCUGCUGCGUCAAACAACUAAUCAAGCCGGCUCGGCUAGGACACGUCAUAUGUGACAAAAGAAAGCCCCAUUGUUGCUGAAUAAAGUAGUAGUCACAAUAUGUGUCAGGUUGAUUUCAUAAUCUGCAUUUUUUUUCGAUAAAGGAUGCUUUAUUACUUUAAUAA